AUGGCGGCGCUUACUGAUGAACAGAUCCGUGAAGCGUUUAAUCUCUUCGAUGCGGACGGCUCCGGAGCUAUCGACGCGGAGGAAAUGGCACUGGCAAUGAAGGGUUUGGGUUUCGGAGACCUUCCAAGGGAUGAAGUGGAACGGACUGUACGGUCGAUGAACACCAAUGCCAAUGGUCUCAUUGAAUAUGGGGAGUUUGAGCGGAUGGUCAAGUCACGGAUGGCACAGAAGGACUCCCCAGAGGAAGUGUUAAAGGCGUUCCAGUUAUUCGACUUGGACAAAAAGGGGAAAAUCUCGUUUGCAAACCUGAAGGAGGUGGCUAAGCUCCUUGGAGAAAACCCCGGCGAUGACGUGCUGCAAGAGAUGAUUGCCGAAGCAGAUGAAGAUGGCGAUGGCGAAGUGUCGUUUGAAGAAUUUAAGAGCGUCAUGAUGCAGAUGCGUGGCAAAUAG
Trypanosoma brucei brucei TREU927 is the source of this 450-nucleotide messenger RNA. Its product is annotated as centrin, putative. Gene Ontology annotation, molecular function: calcium ion binding. Gene Ontology annotation, cellular component: centrosome; centriole. Lineage: Eukaryota; Euglenozoa; Kinetoplastea; Trypanosomatida; Trypanosomatidae. The coding region runs from base 1 to 450 and encodes 149 amino acids. The record is from RefSeq and is a predicted model, not a curated record. Gene Ontology annotation, biological process: centriole replication; mitotic cell cycle. The transcript has a single exon.